Penicillium diatomitis is the source of this 2682-nucleotide messenger RNA. Its product is annotated as putative regulatory protein Ral2. The record is from RefSeq and is a predicted model, not a curated record. Gene Ontology annotation, biological process: cell redox homeostasis. Gene Ontology annotation, molecular function: protein binding. The transcript has a single exon. Bases 1 to 2682 code for a protein of 893 amino acids. Lineage: Eukaryota; Fungi; Ascomycota; Eurotiomycetes; Eurotiales; Aspergillaceae. Gene Ontology annotation, cellular component: mitochondrion; cytosol.
AUGUCGAGAAGCCAGUCAAGUCUGGGGUACAUGGAUACUGUCCACGAGCCCGUGGCGCAGGGCACAUCUCCCUCGUUCCAACAACAGUCCGCGACAGGCCCCAUCAACUUAUCCGGUCUCGUCUGCAAUCUGCGCAGAACCACCGGCAAAGAACCUCCCCCACUGGUGGGUGCGACCACGACGAUUCUAGGCGACAAGCUCUACGUCUUCGGCGGUCGAAUCCUCUCCCGCAGUCGCCCACAGUUGACCUCGGAUCUAUAUGAAUUGUGCUUGAUCCGUCGACAUUGGGCUCGAGUGGAGCCGACGGGAGAUGUUCCCCCAGCUCGGUACUUCCACAGCGUAUGUGCGCUGGGUGACAACAAGCUGGUCUGCUAUGGAGGCAUGUCGCCGGCACCCAGCUCGCCCCGAGAUCCUGCGAAUCCUGGCGCGUCUGGUCCAGAAAGCCAAUCAGAGGUCGUUGUCAUGUCAGAUAUCCACAUCUUCGACGUUCCGUCGCGAACCUGGACCCGCGUGGCCGCUCAUGAGUCGCCGCAGGGCCGAUACGCGCACUGCGCAACCAUUCUACCGUCGAGCGCUGCGUUCACCUCGGCAAGUGCACCACUGUCGGCCAUCCACCACAACCCCGAAUCUACGACGCCACACCAAGGCUCGAUCGGAGUCGAUAUUGAUGGGUUUGGCGGGGCCGAGAUGGUCGUGGUGGGUGGCCAGGAUAGCUCCAACCGUUACAUCGAGCAGAUCAGCGUGUUCAAUUUGCGCAGUCUGAAGUGGACAAAUACUAGUCCGCUGGGACGCAGCUGUGGUGCCUAUCGCAGCGUGGUGGCGCCCCUCGUGGGCAUGGACGUCUCCGAAGUUGGCUCUGCGGCUCCAAAUCGAGAGUCGCAUGAGCCUAUCGAGAAGGGGGAUUUACCUGGCUGUCCAAUGCUGAUCUACUCGAACUACAACUUUUUGGACGUCAAACUAGAGCUGCAGGUGCGUCUGCCGGACGGGCGUCUUGUCGAGCGACCGAUGCCCGUCCAAGCCUCCCCGCCCGGGCUACGAUUCCCCAAUGGCGGAAUCAUAAAUGGUCACUUUGUAGUGAGCGGCACAUACCUCACCUCUUCCAAGCAGGAGUAUGCGCUUUGGGCGCUUGAUCUGAGGACCCUGACAUGGGGCCGUAUCGACGCAGGCGGGUCAGUCUUUGGUCACGGCAGCUGGAACCGUGGUAUUCUGUGGCCACGUCGCAGCACUUUUGUCGUUCUCGGACACCGCAAGCGCAGCUUAGUGGAAGACUACAAUCAUCGACGGAUAAAUUUCUCGCACGUCUGUCUGGUCGAACUGGAGGCCUUUGGCCUCUACAACAACCCAUCAGAGACUGCCUCCACCUCGGGAUAUAAAUCCCACAGUGCCCCCUCGGUACCAGCGUCUUUGCAGCAGAAGCUCUCGCAGCUGACAAUGAGUGGACGGCCACUAUCUGCAGCAUCCGAUGAAUUGGGUAGGCUGGCACUAUCACUGCAAGAGAUGUCAGAUAUGGAGUUGCAAGCUGUCGGGGGAGAACGCCUGCCUGUGAACUCACGAAUACUUGCUCGCAGAUGGGGGCCGUAUUUCAUCCAGCUUCUUCGAGAGUCGUCUGAUAGCGGUGCUCCGGAUGCCAUGACUCUUCGUGCAGGCCCCAUUCCACCGAAUCGAAAUUCGAUUAUUACCAUCACCCCUUCAGUGGGACCUCAGAGUACCUAUUCUAAUGCCACGACAUUGGUUAACUCCGCGGUGCCCUCAAAGGCGCUUCUUGAAAACUUGGAGGCUCCCUCCGCUCACAGCCUUGCGCCAACCUCCCGGCCACGCGUACUUUAUCUACCACACACCAUCCUCACCCUCCAAGUCCUUGUUCAAUAUCUCUAUACCUCAUCACUCCCUUCGCUCGGCUCAUCCCUGUGUACCCCUCAAAUUCUCUGUUCACUGCUUCAAAUCGCCCGCCCCUACCAGAUAGACGGACUCCUUGAAGCAACGGUGGAGCGUCUACAUCAAGUUUUGGACGGACGCAAUGCCGCAGCCAUCUUCAACGCCGCUGCAAUGGCGGCCGGCGGCGGUCGUGGUACUGGAUUCACGGGAGGCUUGGGCGGGACCCUCGAAGCCUUGAACGGAGCCAACAGCAGCCGCAAAUCCCCCAACCAAGCCGGAACGAACUCGCAGCAAAGUGUCCUCCUGGCUUCUGACUCUUCCGAUACCGAGCACGGCGGCAUCACAGCCCCCUCCGCAUCCAGCAGCAGCAACGACCUCGCCGGUCUCACCCGCGGUUUACCCUCGCUGCGCAUCAACACCAACCUCUCACGAUCUCGCAGUCGCUCACGCAUGCGUCGCGAUCGUGACGACUCCAUCAGCAAUCCCAGCACAGCGACGUCCGCCUCGAGCGCGAGCUUCAGCCAAUCUGAUUCAGAAUUCGUAAGCGACAGUGAAAGCCGGGCCGCGUCCCGUGCACACCACCGCCGUGACACCGAUGCCCAGCUCCGCCCCGAGCGAGAAAUCUGGACAGGUGAUCUGAGCAGUGUGAUCGGGUUACAAAAACGAGGUCUGCGAGGGCUCAUGGAAGGAAGAAGAAUGCGUGAACGUAGUGCCAAGCCUCCCAGUGUCAGCAGCGCGUCGGCGUCUGGGAUGCUGCCUUCAGCCGGGUCAGAUUAUCAUCUCCCUGCGCAGGGUGUAGCUGGCUAA